AAAGGAUUUUGACUUGCUGGAGGAAACGCCAUAGAAAACAGCAACAUGCCUUCUAAUCCAGAUGAACCCUAUUACUGUUCACAACAAAUCAACAUCCCCCCAUCUCUACCAGACAUUCUGAAACAGUUCACCAAGGCAGCUAUUCGCACACAACCCAAGGAUGUCCUUGCUUGGUCAGCAGCAUAUUUCAGAGCUAUGUCUAAGGGAGAAACACCGCCUGUGAAAGAAAGACUGGAAAUGCCAGUAGCCACACAGAAGACAGAUACUGGGUUGACACCUGGUCUUUUGAGAGUUUUGAACAAACAGCUGGGACCCAAGAAAACAGUUCCUCUGAAAGUUGUGGAAGAAAAAUGGCAGGAUGUAGCACUUCCUAAGGAGCAAUUUGACGAGAUUGUUCGAAUCGGUAGUUUUGGUGGUGAUGUAGAAUGGAACAAAUUCUUCACACUGGCUUGUUCAGCAUUAGGGGAGAACCUGACUGAUGCGAUGAAGCUUGUGUGUGAGAUCUUAACAGCAGAUCCUGAGGGAGGCCCAGCACGGAUACCAUUCCCCCUGUUCAAGGAGUUGUAUACAUACCUAGCACAGAUUGAUGGCGAUAUUUCACAGGGUCACAUAGAUGAUACCAUCUCCCAUCUCAAAUAUGAUGUUGAAAAACAAGAUGGCUACAUCCAACCUAGGAAUUUCCUCAGCCCGGAAGGUCCAAAGUUGUCAAUGCCACCACCAUCAUCCUAGGGAAAGAAACUGACUCGUUUACCACUCCGAACAUAUCAAAUCACUACCUGGAACCUCAUUCUACAUUAAAACCUGCCACAAAGACAUUAAUGGAGGAAUAUUACAGCAACAAUUUCAUUGUACGAAACUGUGUCUAACAAACAUGUGUCCGUCCCGGGAACCUGCAGUGCUGUACUUGUUUUACAUGUUACAGAGUAGCUAUUCCUCCUUACCAGUUUAUUUUGUAGACUGAGAAAAAUUUUCACAGAAACUGUAACUUGUAAUUAAUGUUUUGUUAGUGAUAUUACUGUGAAUACUGAAACAUAACUUUCUAUUUGUCGUAGCAGUUUCAAUAGUAGUCUUCAGAUGAUAAUCUAUAUUUCUUAGUAUAAGUUUAAUUCCUUAAGGGAGAGAAUUUCCUGAGAUAAAACCCAGAUAUUAAGACAAUAUUUUUUCUUGCAGUUUAAAGAGUAUUUGUUAUCAAUUGUUAUCAUUCCUUCUAGAUAUAAAUUGUUUCUAUAUAUUUGAAAAGUUACUGAAUACAUAGCCAAGUCAUGAAGACUUUAUUGUCAAGCUGUUGAUUUGAUAUCAUAUUUCAGAAUUUCUGUCUCACUGCUGAAAAAGUCAGGUUCACAAAUUUAUAACUUUACCUAAAUGUUCCUUCUUGUCGUCUAUAUAUUUAUUUCAGAAAGCUAUUAGAAAGGAUUAUAUUUUCAUGCAAUGAUUGUUCUUAAAUACAAUGUUUCACUUGUUCUGAAAUACUGUACAUACAUGUGUAUUAAAGAUGUGAUG
Messenger RNA from Ylistrum balloti, 1500 nucleotides. RefSeq names its product ropporin-1-like protein. The transcript is spliced from 6 exons. Lineage: Eukaryota; Metazoa; Mollusca; Bivalvia; Pectinida; Pectinidae. Bases 46 to 729 code for a protein of 227 amino acids. The record is from RefSeq and is a predicted model, not a curated record.